Molecule: messenger RNA, 2609 nt
Organism: Gastrolobium bilobum
Lineage: Eukaryota; Viridiplantae; Streptophyta; Magnoliopsida; Fabales; Fabaceae
Product: cell division cycle protein 27 homolog B-like
Exons: 16
Coding region: 64-2343 (759 amino acids)
Biological process (GO): cell division
Molecular function (GO): protein binding
Source: RefSeq, a predicted model, not a curated record
CUUCUUCUUCUUAUUUGUUCUCUCUCUUUCUCUGAAAAUCAUCAACGUUACGAAGUGUUCGCCAUGGAAGCGAUACUCAUAGAUUGUGCGCAGAAGAGUCUUCGCCAUUUCAUGCACUCCAACGCCAUCUUCAUCUCACAGCGUCUCUGUGCUCAGUUUCCCUCUGAGACAAAUUUGCAAUUGUUAGCUGGCUGUUACUUGCAAAGUAACCAACCUUAUUCUGCAUACCAUAUCUUAAAGGGAACUCAAAUGGCUCAAUCCCGGUACUUGUUUGCAAUAUCAUGCUUUCAUAUGGAUCUUCUUAGGGAAGCCGAAGGAGCAUUAUGUCCUGCUAGUGAGCCUGGUGCAGAGGUUCCAAAUGGUGCAGCUGGUCAUUAUCUAUUAGGGCUCAUUUACAGGUACACUGACAGAAGGAAAAGUGCCAUACAUCAUUUUAAGCAGGCACUAUCAAUGGAUCCUCUGAUGUGGGCUGCAUAUGAGGAACUGUGCAUAUUAGGUGCUGCUGAAGAAGCAACUGCAGUUUUUGAUGAAGCAGCUGCUUUUUGCAUACAAAAGCAAUACCUAAAUUGCUCAAUCUCUCACUACCCACAUUCGUCAGCUGAAGAUUGUAAUGUAGUUGCCGCCAGACACUGUGUCUCUGAAGAUGUGAGUCCAAGGCAACUCAGACAAAUGCAGGGCCUAAAGGAUAUUGCCGAAAAUCAUCAUGGAACAUCUAUGUUAGGAGGAACUGCUGGUCAAACUAUUAAUAGUUGUCCAUCUAUUGUGUCAUUUUAUAACACCCCAUCUCCGAUGGCCACACAGUUGUCAGGUGUUGCUCCACCCCCUUUGUGUAGAAAUAUGCUGCCUAAUGGCCCAAAUUUGAGUACAGUUGUUGGUGACAGUUCUCCUAAGUCAACAGUGAACUCUACUCUUCAAGCCCCUAUUCAAGCCCCUCGAAGAAAGUUUGUGGGUGAAGGAAAGUUACGGAAGAUUUCGGGUAGAUUAUUUUCUGAUUCUGGUCCUCGACGUAGUUCAAGACUCUCUAGUGAAGGAGUUGUAAAUGCAAAUGCUAAUGCAACAGUUGUAUCUGGAAAUGGAACUAGUAACUCUUAUAGGGGAGGGUCAAAGCUUAACCCUAUGGCAUUUCGUACCAUGACGGUUCGUAAGGGACAGUCAUGGGCCAAUGAAAACAUUGAUGAAGGGAUCCAUAAUUAUGUCCCAGAUGAUUCUCGUUUAAAUAUUACAUCAACAACUUCUUGUUCAUCUCCUGCCAUUGAAGCUAAAUCUUAUGAACAAGAAGCAACAACAUUUCAAGUUGGUGGGCAAGUAAAAUGUUCUUCUGAAGUCAUCAGUGGAGCUUCAGAAAUACUGACCCUUCUAAGAGUUAUUGGUGAAGGCUAUAGACUUGCCUGCUUGUAUGGGUGCCAGGAUGCACUGGAUACCUAUCUGAAGCUUCCACAGAAACACUACAAUACUGGCUGGGUCCUUUCUCAGGUUGGAAAAGCAUACUUUGAAUUAGUUGAUUAUUUAGAAGCUGAACGGGCCUUUAGUAUUGCUCGUCAAAUAUCACCUUAUAGUUUGGAAGGAAUGGAUAUAUACUCAACAGUCCUUUAUCAUUUAAAGGAUGAUAUGAAGCUAAGUUACCUGGCGCAGGAACUGAUUUCAACUGAUCGCCUAGCUCCUCAAUCUUGGUGUGCCAUGGGUAAUUGCUACAGCCUGCAGAAAGAUCAUGAAACUGCAUUGAAGAAUUUUCAACGAGCUGUUCAACUGAAUCCCAGAUUUGCAUAUGCACACACGCUUUGUGGACAUGAGCACGUUGCACUAGAAGAUUUUGAAAAUGGGAUUAAGUGCUACCAGAGUGCACUCAGGGUUGAUGCAAGGCAUUAUAAUGCCUGGUAUGGACUUGGAAUGAUAUAUCUUCGCCAAGAGAAGUUUGAGUUCUCUGAACAUCAUUUCCGUAUGGCUUUCCAAAUCAACCCACGAUCUUCUGUUAUAUUGUCAUACCUGGGAACUGCUUUGCAUUCUUUAAAGAGAAGUGAGGAAGCAUUGACCAUAAUGGAGAAGGCUAUUUUAGCAGAUAAGAAAAAUCCACUUCCCAUGUAUCAAAAGGCCAACAUACUCAUUAGCCUGGAAAAUUUUGUCGAGGCUCUGGAAGUCCUGGAGGAGCUUAAGGAGCAUGCUCCCUGCGAAAGUAGUGUCUAUGCUUUGAUGGGCAAUGUCUAUAAGAGGCGUAACAUGCAUGAGAGAGCAAUGCUUCAUUAUGGUAUUGCUUUGGAUUUGAAACCAUCUGCAACAGAUGCUGCUGUCAUUAAGGCUGCCGUUGAGAAAUUGCAUAUACCCGAUGAGUUAGAAGACUACGUCUGAAGUGCAAGAUUUGAAUAUUUGUUCAUAAUGAUUUGCUUUCGGCUAAUUGUGUAUAAAAGCACACAAAUGCUUGAGGAGUAUCCAUUGGUGGAGCCAUGAUCUCUAGAAAUGACUUAAAGUUUUGUAGGAUAUUGACAUAGGAUUAGAGCAAAUGAUGCAACAGAGGUACCCAGAAGCUCCUAUACUUGUACAAAUAGUUGUUUUAGGGAAAACUACGUGUAUCAUUAGUUUAUCCAUUCAUUUAUUCAUAUAUCAGAGCUUUAUUC